AUGGGAUUUGUGGUUUGCACUUCACAGCUCACUGUGAACGCGGGCGCGCGGCGUGCGUGCGUGCUUCCAGAUUUCGAUGUCGAGGAAGGCGAUGGAUUGAACCGGAGGACGACGGUUGGGGAGGGGACGACCAGUGAGCUUCGUAUCCGGACUAGACUGCCCCACCCAAUUACCAGGACCUCAUCAUCCUCUCUUCCUCCUCUGCUCGCCAAGUGCACCCACGUCAUCCAAUUCAAGCAAAUCCAUGCCCACAUCCUCAAGAAACCCCAUCAUCGGCAUCAUCAUACAGACUCUGACCUCACCCAGCUUGUUCAGUCAUUGCUUGGUCCGGGGUCCCACCAACCCCACCUGGAUUAUGCGCUCGCGGUGUUCGAUCAGAUAGCCCGUCCCUCUGCCUUCCUUUGCAACACUCUGUUGAGAGCCUGUGCUCUUCAUGGUUUGGGCAACCGAGGGAUCCGUGUGUAUCAUCAAAUGAUGCUCCAGGACGUGGAGCCUGACGCUUACACUUACCCGUUUCUUCUGAAGGCUUGCUCCGAUCUUGGUCAAGGGAAAGCCGUCCACUCGCUCGUCCUCAAACACGAUGCGCUCAACUCCCACCUACAUGCUUUGACUUCUUUGGUUACUUUCUACUGCAGAUGCGGUGAUCUCGGCUCUGCGCGUUCCGUGUUCGACAGAAUGACCCAGAGAAAUCUGGUUUCGUGGACGGCCAUGAUUUCUGGCUAUACCAAGCACAUGAGGUAUGAGGAGGGACUGGCCUUGUUUCGAGAAAUGCUGCUUUCCGGGGUAGAGAUAAAUGAGUUGACAUUGGUAAGUGUACUGUCAGCUUGUGCUCAUCUCGGAGCUCUUGACGUGGGUAGACGGGUGCAUUGUUAUAUCCACCGGAAUCAUGUUCCUCUUAACCCUUUAAUCGCUGCUGCACUUAUUGACAUGUAUGCAAAAAGUGGGCGCAUGGACAAAGCAUCACAAGUCUUCCAAACGGCACCUGUAAAGAGCGUUUCGACUUGGAAUUCUCUCAUCGGCGGACUUGCUAUUCAUGGUAAUGGAAGGGAAGCCUUGGAGAGGUUCCAGCAAAUGCAAAUGAAUGGAACAAAACCGGAUGAUGUCACUUUUAUCACCUUGCUAUCUGCAUGCAGCCAUUCAGGACUGGUGGAGGAAGGCCAGCAGAUAUUCUAUUCCAUGGGAGGAGACUGUGGGAUUCAACCUAAUAUCAAGCAUUUUGGGUGUUUGGUAGAUCUCUUGUGCAGGGCAGGCAGAACAGAGGAGGCUUACCGGGUCAUGAUAGAUAUGCCCAUUGAACCCAAUGAGUUCCUCUGGGGAGCUCUGCUCAAUGCAUGCGCUCGCAAUGGUGAUGUUUUGUUAGCUGAGAAUGCCAUGGAAAAGCUUGUUGAGUUGGAGCCAUUUAAUGAUGGAAACUACGCUCUCAUGUCAAACAUUUACGCUGCUAACCGACGGUGGAAUGAUGUUGGCAAGGUCCGAAGACUCAUGAAAGAUAUGCAGAUCAUCAAGAACCCUGGUCUUAGUUCGAUUGAGGUGGAUAACAUUGUGCAUGAGUUCAUGGUUGCAGACAUUAAGCACCCAUUUCCUGGAGAGAUUGACUGUACAUUAGAAGAUUUGGUGAUGACAAUUAGCUGAACAAAGCAUAGUCAUAUUGCGCAAGGUAUGCUUCAGACAGCUUUUGACGUAGUUACAUGGCAAAACGACAUCUGCAAGCCAAUAUUUAUA
Rhodamnia argentea is the source of this 1722-nucleotide messenger RNA. RefSeq names its product pentatricopeptide repeat-containing protein At5g43790-like. Bases 1 to 1632 code for a protein of 543 amino acids. NCBI's taxonomy places the organism in Eukaryota, Viridiplantae, Streptophyta, Magnoliopsida, Myrtales, Myrtaceae. The transcript is spliced from 3 exons. The record is from RefSeq and is a predicted model, not a curated record. Gene Ontology annotation, molecular function: protein binding; RNA binding. Gene Ontology annotation, biological process: RNA modification.